AUGCCCACCCCURCCUCGCGGCCCCGCCUGCCUCUGGUGCCCCUGCUGCUGCCUCUGCUGCUGGCGCUCUCAGGAGUGGCAGGUGAGGAGGAGCCACAGGUGAUUCAACCUGUGAAGUCGGUGUCUGUAGCAGCAGGACAGUCAGCCUCUCUGCGGUGCAUUGUGACCUCCCUGCUCCCUGUGAGGUCCAUUAAGUGGUUCAAGGGCACUGAACGGGACCGGCAGUUGRUCUACAGUUUCGAAGAAGGUCACUUCUCUCGGAUAACAAGUAUGUCAGACGUCACAACGACAAACAACACGGACUUUUCCAUCCGCAUCAGCAACCUCACCCUCGCAGACGCUGGCACCUACUACUGCUUGAUGCUCAGGACAAUAAGCGAUGGCAACGUGGAAGUGAAGUCUGGACCAGGCACCCUGAUACUUGUGCGUACUGAACCCUCCCCUCCAGAGAUCUCUGGCCCCUCCGGCAGGGCCAGCCCCGGCCAAGUCCUGAACCUCACCUGCAUCUCAAGGGGCUUCUUUCCCAAACACAUCCACCUGCAAUGGUUCAAAGACGGCAGGGAGCUGCCGGCCUUCCACACCCUGGUCUUCCAGCCUGGAGAGGAC
Molecule: messenger RNA, 606 nt
Organism: Urocitellus parryii (Arctic ground squirrel)
Lineage: Eukaryota; Metazoa; Chordata; Mammalia; Rodentia; Sciuridae
Product: signal-regulatory protein beta-1-like
Source: RefSeq, a predicted model, not a curated record